AUGAGCAACAAAAAGUGGGGGAAAAACCUCCUCUACGAUGAUUACGAGGACGACUUAGUGGACUACGACAAUUACGAUGAGGAACAUUACUCCGAGUUUGAGUGUCAAGAAGUAACGGACAUCCCCAAAGGGAAGGCACCUGGGAAGAAGUCAAAUCAGAAGGGGCAACCCGCAAAGGGGAAGAAGCCAAACCAGCAGGGCGAACCGGCCAAAGUGAAAAAGCCAAGCCAGCAGGGCGAGGCCACCCAAACGGAGAACCAAGAUGACACCCCUUCGAACGCCCUACAGAAUGAGAUGCAAGCGGACAGUCAAGGCAGCAGAUGCAUCAUGCUCAGCACGCUGAACAUCCUGGUGUUGGGCCACAUCGAUGCAGGCAAGUCCACCCUCCUAGGGGCACUGUUAUACAACUUAAACUACGUAAGCGAGCAAACAGUGAAAAAAUAUGAACACGUGAGGGAAAGUUCCAAGUAUACCUUCAUAUUAGACGAGGAGGAUGAUGAAAGGGAGAGAAACAUAACUCUUUUUAACAAAAAAAAAGAAUUCUAUAUAUAUUACACCAAGGGGGAAUUAGAACAAGCCUACAAUCGUGUGGUGAGCACUCAAGGGGGAACAAAAAAAGGGGACAGGACAUACAGAAACAGCCAAGAAGGCAUGGACGGGAACAACGUCCUGCAUUGUCCACACACGGACAAAACCAUAUUCACCGAAUUUUACAAAAACAAAACCAUACACGAUGAUGUGCUCUUUUUAAGGAAAGUAAAUAUCUUUGACACCCCGGGACAUAAUGAACUGGUGACAAAUUUACACACGUGGAGUUUUUUUGCAGACUCUGCCAUCCUAGUUGUAGAUGCAAAUAAUAUUUACAACAAAAAAAAUGAUGAGACGUAUAGAAACGUUUCUAUAUUAGAAGCAGUAGGAAUUUCUAACGUCAUUGUAGCGGUAAACAAGUUAGACCUGUUCGAUUAUGAUUCAGAAGUGUUCGAAGAUAUAUGUAAAAGGAUAAAAUCUUUUUUUCAGUGUGCCAAAAGGGAUAGUAUUUACAAUUUUGUUCUUAGUAAUAACUUCUACGUGAAGAGUGGACACUCGCAAAAAAGCCGUUCUGCUUCUACACAGAAUCAUGCACCAUUUGAACCCAAUUUAACAUUCAUUCCCCUUUCUGCAUACAAAAAUUUGAACGUGGUUAAAUUUGAACAAGACAAAAGACCAUUACUGAAUAGCACCUUUAGCUUAUACGAUGAAAUUAAGUACAUGAAUUUAAAAAAAGAUUUAUUUCGGCUAAAAGUGUGUGCGGAAUUUCUUAGCGAUAAAAAGACAGCUCUAACUACUUACUACAAUUUUGUCACUAACAAUAACGUAUUUUUGAAUAAUAUUUUUUACAAUUUUUGUCAACAUGGGAAAGGAGACAUAAGAAAUUCGAUGAAGAAAUCCUCAAAUGAACAAGACACAUUUGUGGGGGUUGUACAAGACUUAACAGAAUCAAAUAAUAUGAUCAAUGCGAAUAUUAAAGUAUUGCAUGGGUUCCUAAAAAGUAAAAAUAAUUAUAUCUUAUUGCCGGCUGGGGAAAAAAUUACGGUGAAGAAAAUUGAACAGGACGCCGCUUUGUGUAAAUACGUCAACAUUGAUGACCUUUGUGACUACCUAGCCAAUGCGAAGAAUCUUCCUUUCAUAAGGAAGGUGUUAGAAGAACAAGAACAGGUGCCCAAAAAAAGUGGUGACCCUGCUGGGGGAAAUUGUAGUGAUAAUAGUGAUACCCUUUGCAGUGCCCACAAGGGACAAAACGCAUUCGAAUCUUUUAUAAACAUUUUACCCCAAAUAAUUGCAUCGUGCCCGAUCAACAAAAAUGCACAUAUAACAAACGACAUCGUAGAAAACGUCUUCUUCAAAGUCGAUGAUAACAAAAUGAAGAAUGGAUCAGUUUUGGUAAACAGCGUACCAACCAAUUCGGAAAUAAAAAAUACACCCUAUGGGGCAAUAAACACCACCUUUGCAUGUAACAAGGUGAAAGUAUUAAUAAAAGUGAAUCAAGUUAAAAUACCAUUCAUCAUAGGACGAGUGUAUCUUUUGUAUUCCCUAAACUUUUCGCAUAGCGUAACCAUUCAAAAUAUUCUCUAUGUGUAUAAAAAAAAAGGCAGUUCCUUCAGUUAUGACGGAGCAGGGGGGGAGGGUAAAGUACACGUCGAAUGUAACGCAAAUGAUGUAGCACAAAUUACUGAUUUAAAAAAUUAUGUAAAAAAUGUGAACGUGCUUUACGAAAAGGUGAAUAAUAAAAAAUGCUUACGCAGCGAUGAUAUUGGCGUCAUUGAGCUCCUCGUUAAUGAUAACUCAUUUAUGUGCACGCAGUACUUCAGGCCAGAAUUAAACUACUACAUCUCGCACGACAAUCCCUUUUUCAGCGUCUACGACCUCCUUGCAUGCAGCAUCUCGCCCCUCUCUCGCUUUAUUCUCUCUGAGGAAAACAAAAUUGUUGCCAGUGGUUUUGUCAUAGGCCAGGCGUGA
This is a messenger RNA of Plasmodium fragile, 2496 nucleotides long. RefSeq lists its product as uncharacterized. Bases 1 to 2496 code for a protein of 831 amino acids. Gene Ontology annotation, molecular function: GTP binding; GTPase activity. The record is from RefSeq and is a predicted model, not a curated record. Gene Ontology annotation, biological process: translation. Lineage: Eukaryota; Apicomplexa; Aconoidasida; Haemosporida; Plasmodiidae. The transcript has a single exon.